Messenger RNA from Carica papaya (papaya), 2077 nucleotides. RefSeq names its product VAN3-binding protein-like. Gene Ontology annotation, biological process: phloem or xylem histogenesis; leaf vascular tissue pattern formation; auxin-activated signaling pathway. Lineage: Eukaryota; Viridiplantae; Streptophyta; Magnoliopsida; Brassicales; Caricaceae. The record is from RefSeq and is a predicted model, not a curated record.
GUCUCUUUCUCUAUAAAAACGCAGGCGCAAAGGCAACACUCAGCAACAAGGCUUAGCAGUUUACUUGAGCAGAGCACCGAACUCACUCUCUUGGCUCUUUCUAUCUAACAUGGACAAACCCGUAAUUGACUCCUGGAGACCUGAUCCUGUUUUCAGGCCACCGGAGACACCACGGGAGCCAAUGGAGUUCUUGUCGCGUUCGUGGAGCGUGUCGGCUCUUGAGGUCUCUAAAGCUCUCGCUCCUCCGCAACCACCUCAAAUGCUUCUCUCCAAGACUUUCAGCGGUGGCUGUGUCAUACAGGAGGAUGUUGCCGGCGAAUCGGAGGAAGCUGCAACAGUUUCAGGGAACCCCUUCUCUUUUGCUUCCUCUGAGACCUCUCAGAUGGUUAUGGAGCGCAUCAUGUCGCAGUCUCAGGAGGUAUCUCCACGCACUUCAGGCAGGCUCUCUCACAGCAGUGGCCCUCUUAAUGGCACGCAAAGCUGCGGUUCCCUGACUGACAGUCCCCCUGUUUCUCCCUCGGAGAUGGACGAUGUUAAGAACUAUUGUCGGGCCAGCAAUUCCAUCAAUCCCCAGUUUCGUACCACGGCUUCAGCCACCCCUGGUGGCGCAGCCCUGCCCGCCGCCACAUCUAAGACCGUCGGCCGUUGGCUCAAGGAUAGGAGGGAAAAGAAGAAGGAAGAAGCCCGGGCUCACAAUGCGCAGCUCCACGCUGCCGUUUCUGUUGCUGGAGUGGCUGCCGCCGUAGCUGCCAUAGCUGCAGCCACCGCUGCUUCGUCUGGGGCCGGCAAGGAUGAACAGAUGGCCAAGACGGACAUGGCCGUGGCAUCCGCUGCCACGUUGGUAGCUGCGCAAUGUGUGGAGGCGGCGGAGGCCAUGGGCGCGGAACGCGAGCACCUCGCUUCUGUCGUCAGCUCGGCGGUUAAUGUCCGCUCCGCCGGUGAUAUCAUGACCUUGACGGCAGCAGCGGCAACGGCUUUGAGAGGGGCUGCCACGUUAAAGGCCAGGACGUUGAAAGAGGUAUGGAAUAUAGCGGCGGUGAUUCCAGUGGAGAAGGGGGUGGGAGGGGGAGGUGGUAUCAAUGGCGGUGGUAGUAAUGGAAGCUCUAAUGGUAGUUUUAGUGGUGAGCUUGUCCCUGAAGAGAAUUUCUUGGGUAUCUGCAGCAGGGAAUUGCUUGCAAGAGGUUGCGAGCUCCUCAAGCGCACCCGUAAAGGUGAUCUUCACUGGAAAAUAGUUUCUGUAUACAUCAACAGAAUGAAUCAGGUAAUGUUGAAGAUGAAGAGCAGACAUGUAGCCGGGACCAUUACCAAAAAGAAAAAGAACGUGGUGUUGGAGGUGAUUAAAGAUAUGCCAGCAUGGGCGGGGCGGCACUUACUUGAAGGCGGAGAGAACCGGAGAUAUUUUGGGUUGAAGACGGUGAAUCGUGGGGUUGUGGAGUUUGAGUGCAGAAACCAGAGGGAAUAUGAUAUGUGGACUCAAGGGGUUUCAAGACUACUCACAGUUGCCGCAGAGCGGAGCAGUAGACAUAGAAUUUGAAAUUGAAACUUCGUGUGGCUUAAAUUAAAUGGGUGGUUCUAUUUGUAAUGAUAUUUUGGUAUAUAUAUAUAUAUAGAAGGGGGGAGAGAGAGAGAGAUGAUCCUUUUGAACACACAACAAACAAGAUGUCAAGAAAAAAUUUGGUGGGGGGCUGUAAUUUUUUUUUGGGGUGUUUCUGCUGUAAAAAGGGUUGAAAUUAAAGAAUUUAAGUUUUUCGAUCCAAAUGUGGGUGGGGGGGUCGUCCCUGGAAUAUAAAAAUCUUAAAACUCAAUGUUCUGAAAUUUGAAGUAGAAAACAGUAAAAGGCAAAUCAAUCCCAUGUGAUUGUUGUUUAAUUUCACUGUUUGGAGAAGAGGGAAAAAGGAGUAUCUUGGACUGGGAUGGGAUGGUCAAAAAGAGGGAGGAAGGAAUAAGGUAAUAAAAUACAAGAUGCUGAUUCUCGUUUUUUGUUUUCACAUGUGGGCUUUUUUUAAGGCUUUAAAAUUAUUGGCUCUUAGUUUUAGGUUUCCUCUUUGGCCCAACUCAUGAUUGUCUUCCACUUUAU